AUGGACAAAUGCGGGGUUGAGUUCCCGAAGCACGAGUGGAGCCACCGACUGAGCCUGCGUGCCAGCCGAAGGAGCCAUCAGGGCGAGGUUGCCAACAAACCGGUAACCGGAUCGGUGAGAAGCACGAGACGAUGGGCGAGCCUGAGACAGCACGUGAGCAACAACGAGGCCGGCAAACCGAGAGUCGAGCUGCUCCUUAAUCCGUCAGGAUCGAGGUCCUCGACGCCUUCCUCCCAGCCGCACACACCGAACACACCCCGUACGCCCCACACGCCCAUCAGGAAGUCCAACUGGGAGGUGAUCGAGCACUUCACCGGUGCGCCAAGACCCUCCAUUAUCACGAUGGGCAGGGGCUCGGAAGUUGGGGUCGGACUCACAACCGGACGGGAAACAUCACAGGAAACCGCCGUGAACACGUCGAUAACACAACCACCGAGGAAAUGUGCUCUGUGUCGGUUUCUAAACUCGCUAUGCGCAUCUCACCGCUUCAAAAACUUGCAGGUGGAAAUGCUGUACCAAAGAUACUUCCUUCGAAUGAACCAGAGCAACAUGACGCACGUACUGGGCCUGCUGGCGGGACUGGCACUAGCUCUGGGCGUUCUAUUAAUUCUGAGACUAAUUCUAGAAGAUAAUCAACAGUUUCUAGUCAUGCUCGAGAGGCCUGAGAACCUUUCACUAGCUAUUACACUGGUUCUCUGCAUCGCGGUAUAUUCUGCAAUACUAGUAUGCUUGACUUAUCCUCAAUUUUUAAUAUGGCUGGCCGGAGUCAGCGGUAUCAUCCUGGUGACUUUACUGGCCCUACAGGUGGCACUGAACAUACACCUGGCCCUUGGUUCCAAGGAGCAUCGAAGUGGAGGACCCCUGGCCGCGGCCUGGGCCGUCUGUUUCUUCAUCUACAUGGCCUACGCCCUCCUUCCGAUUAGACUGCGUUACGCCUGCAUCGCGGGAUUCAUUUUCUCCGUGGCGCACCUGAUCGGCGCGUUCGUCCUCUACCCCUCCCAGUACCCGGCCAUGAUGGAACACUUACUAAGUUCCAUAGUGGUGGUCGGUGGAACGAACAUGGCAGGUGUUCUGACACACCACCCACGUGAGCUGGCGCAAAGGCAGGCGUUCCUGGAAACGAGACAAUGCGUCGAGGCUCGUCUUACUACACAGAGGGAAAAUCAGCAACAGGAACGGCUCCUAUUGAGCGUGUUGCCCAGGCACGUAGCCAUGGAGAUGAAAGCCGACAUCGCCGGCAAGCCGAAGGAUACCAUGUUUUACAAAAUUUACAUUCAAAGGCACGAGAACGUAAGCAUCCUAUUCGCAGACAUCUGCGGAUUCACGUCGUUAUCGGAUCAGUGCACCGCCGAAGAGGUCGUCAGAUUGCUGAACAAAUUGUUCGUAUGGUUUGACACUCUGGCGGCGGAGCACCAUUGUCUCAGAAUCAAAUUGUUAGGGGACUGCUACUAUUGCGUUUCAGGGCUGCCAGAGCCGAGACCUGAUCACGCGCGAUGUUGUGUGGAAAUGGGUUUGGACAUGAUUAGCGCAAUCACGCUAUAUCGCGAGGUAGGAGCUGUGAACGUGAACAUGAGGGUCGGAAUUCACACUGGAAGGGUGCACUGCGGGGUUCUGGGGCUGAGAAAGUGGCAAUUCGACGUCUGGAGCAACGACGUCACUCUGGCAAAUUAUAUGGAAAGCGGCGGUGUGCCUGGGCGAGUACACAUCACGAAAGAGACACUCGACUGUCUGGGCGGCUAUUACGAGGUGGAGGAGGGCCACGGGGGCGAGAGGAAUACGUACCUCAAGGAGAACAAUAUCAAAACGUACCUGAUCGUCCCCGGGGACUCGUUUAAGGGCAACAUACCGUCCACUGGACUUAGGAAGGGUCUGCCCGCGAACGGAAACGUGUCCAAGGAGAUGAGGGUGAUGGGACACGGAUCGCAGCACGGCAAACAGUCCAAGCUUGGCUUCGGUGAGACGAACGAGCCAAAGAAGGAUCCAGAGGACGAGGUGAACGAGUACCUGAUGAGGGCGAUAGACGCCAGAAGCAUAGAUCGAUUAAGGGCAGAAUACUGUACACCGUUUAUUCUAACAUUUCGACGACCUGACGUUGAGGAGAAGUAUUCUCGCGAACGGGACCGAAUGCUCUCGGCGUACUUCGUCUGCUCCGGGUUCGUGUACAUGGUGGUCGUGAUCGCCAUAGCAAUCACUCUGAACGGGAGCAUUUAUUUCUACGCCUGCAUAGCUCUGAGCGCUGUACUGAUAGCGUUGAUCAACGGAAUCCUAUUGGCCGAGAAAAAUGAGAUGGUUCCAAAAAACCUUAGAAAGUUAGCUGUGCACAUUUUCGAGAACAGGGGAGUUUCACAGGCACUGGCCACAUGUGUCGUGUUCCUGACGUUCAUCACUUCUCUAAGUCCACUGCUAACGCUCGAAGGGAUACGAGUGUGCGGCAACGGGACAUCCUUCGUCGAAUGGACAGACAAUUCCAGCGUGACGUACACGAGUAUCGAGACAGCUGGCGAUGUCUGUUACUAUACUGUAUUCGCUGACCUAUUCCCUGUACUGGUGAUGCUGGUGAUGAUAACCUGCGCGGUCUACCAGAUCCUCACGUCUGUGUUCAAAGUGGCGAUACUCAGCCUGGUGGUGGCUUCCUACCUGGGCGUCAGUAUAUACGAGGCCCUGCACGAAAAAGACGUCGAGCUGACUGGCAGAUGGCUAGCAGGCGUUUUGGUGGUUUUCUUUAUGGCGUGUCUUGUUGCCCACUCCCAGCACACGGAAGCUACGUACAGAUUGGAUUUCCUGUGGAAGCUACAAGCCACAGAAGAGAAAGAGGAAAUGGAGCAUCUGAAGGCCUACAACCAGAAGCUCUUGGCGAACAUACUUCCGGAACACGUUGCAGCCCAUUUCAUGUCCACCGUUAAUUCAGACGAGCUGUAUCACGAGCAGUGCGACUUCGUCUGUAUAAUGUUCGCGUCGAUACCAAACUUUUCCGAGUUCUACGUGGAACUCGAGGCAAACAAUGAGGGCGUCGAGUGUCUGAGGCUGCUGAACGAGAUCAUCGCCGAUUUCGACGAGCUCCUGGCCGAGGAACCGUACAAGUACAUCGAGAAAAUUAAAAGCACGGGCGCCACAUAUAUGGCAGCUUCCGGUUUGACGAGAAGCACCUGCGACAUGAAAGAUUACACGCACGUGACCGCGAUGGCUGACUACGCGCUCAGGAUACGAGAACAGCUGGCCUACGUUAAUAAAGAGAGCUUCAACAACUUCCGGUUGCGUGUGGGCAUCAAUAUUGGACCGGUGGUGGCAGGUGUGAUAGGGGCAAGGAAGCCGCAGUACGACAUCUGGGGUAACGCGGUAAACGUGGCCUCGAGAAUGGAGUCGACCGGCGUCUUGGACGGGAUUCAGGUCACCCAGGAGGUCCGCGACAUCCUGAUCGCGAAAGGAUACCCACUAACGUGUCGGGGCACCAUUCAGGUAAAAGGCAAGGGCAGCAUGGUCACACACUUCCUCGACGGACCACGAAGCCAACCGAGAUCCAACGAGAACGUCGACAACAAAAUCAAUUCGAACAACAACAGCAACACUGGUGGAACGGUGUCGUCGUCAGUCGUUAACGUCUGA
Molecule: messenger RNA, 3603 nt
Organism: Dufourea novaeangliae
Lineage: Eukaryota; Metazoa; Arthropoda; Insecta; Hymenoptera; Halictidae
Product: adenylate cyclase type 6
Exons: 21
Coding region: 1-3603 (1200 amino acids)
Biological process (GO): intracellular signal transduction; cAMP biosynthetic process; adenylate cyclase-inhibiting G protein-coupled receptor signaling pathway
Cellular component (GO): plasma membrane
Molecular function (GO): adenylate cyclase activity
Source: RefSeq, a predicted model, not a curated record